ACUUGGAGGGAAGGGGAGUUUGAACAGGAAGGGAAGGAGGUAACUCAGACAGCCUCCAUGUCUCGUGGACCUAGGCAGAGCGCCGCGGCGCCUUUCUAGAAGGCAGAGUCCGGUGCCCUUCCCUGAACGCAGGAACCCCAGAUUCCGCCGUGGCGUACCGUGCCUUACUUUGUAGACCUGGCUUUAUGGUAAUGGAGUGUGCCACCAGAUCUGGUGUCAUUUUUGCGGAUUAGGGACCUAGCACGAGAUGUGAGGGGCAGAAGGAGGAGUGAUUCACCGAGGAGUGAAUCAGUCUGCAUCUUGGGACUGGCCGGGCAGCGGAGCUUCGGAGACCAGCUCCCCAGCGCGGUAAACAGGUGCACGUUGGCUGCACCUCCACGGGCUCGGCCCCUGGCUCCGCUCCGGUUAGUGGGAGGAUGCCGGCAGUGACUCACUUUCCUCUCCCUCUCUGGAGGCUCUCUCCGAAAAGAAGAGCCAGUGAUAGGCUACUUCCUUUACGAGAGCCGGGUCCGGUGGGGCGGGAGAACAAAAGGCCACUGCUUGCGCAGGACCCUUGCGCCCUGGUCUCCCCUCCCCCGCACCUGGCCCCAAACGUUGCGGCAAAACGCUUAUGAACUGGUCGGCUCCACGCGGGGAGGAAAACGCGCGGAGAUCUCUUGUAGCCCGUCUUCAUCUCCCCCAACCCCCGCGACAGCCCGGCUCCGGGUGCGGGGCUGCUCCGCACCCUCGCGAACGGUGCGCGGUUCCCGGUUCAUCGCCCGCCGCUGGGUUUCGGCCCAACCGUGCUCGCACUAGACUCGAGUGCAUAUGGCGGCAAAAGGAAUUUCGCGGUAAGCGCGUCACGCCGCGAACUGCCUUUCACAAGCUGCCUCGGGCCGAGGAAGGUGGCGCUUACUCCAGCCCUUUGUGUCUCGCUCUGCGGCGUGGACCCGGGCUCUCACCAGCCUGUUCCAUCGGUGGGAAACUCACUGCCUUGGGGAUCGCGUACUUGUCUCAGACGGGUAGACGUGGAAGAGAGGAAAGGACCUACUGCUAGAAAACGGGGUCUCAGGCAUCUAUAUUUGCUGCUGCCUGCUCCUAAAGAGCCUCAGAACAGAAGAAAUCUGGGUUGAUUUUUGACUGCAGACACCUGAAUAUGAUGCAUUUCAAAAGUGGCCUCGAGUUAACGGAGCUGCAGAACAUGACGGUCCCCGAAGAUGACAACGUCAGCAAUGACUCUAAUGACUUCACAGAAGUAGAAAACGGCCAGAUAAAUAGCAAGUUCAUCUCAGAUCGGGAGAGUAGGAGGAGCCUCACAAACAGCCAUCUGGAGAAAAGGAAAUGCGACGAGUAUAUUCCAGGAACAACCUCUCUGGGAAUGUCUGUCUUUAACCUGAGCAACGCCAUCAUGGGCAGUGGGAUCUUGGGCCUUGCCUUCGCCUUGGCCAACACUGGGAUCCUCCUCUUUCUGAUACUUCUGACUUCGGUGACACUGCUGUCUAUAUAUUCAAUAAACCUACUACUGAUCUGUUCCAAGGAAACCGGCUGCAUGGUUUAUGAGAAGCUGGGAGAGCAAGUCUUUGGCACAACGGGAAAGCUGGUGAUCUUCGGAGCCACCUCUCUGCAGAACACCGGGGCGAUGCUGAGCUACCUCUUCAUAGUCAAAAACGAACUCCCUUCAGCCAUAAAAUCCCUCAUGGGAGAGGAGGAUGCAUUUUCAGCCUGGUACGUAGAUGGCCGCGUGUUGGUGGUGAUGGUUACCUUUGGCAUCAUUCUUCCGCUGUGUCUCUUGAAGAACCUGGGGUAUCUUGGCUACACUAGUGGAUUUUCCCUGAGCUGCAUGGUGUUCUUCCUAAUAGUGGUCAUCUACAAGAAAUUUCAGACUCCCUGCCUGAAUGUGGAGCAAAACUCAACAGUCAGUGCUAAUGUGACCGAUGCGUGCACACCAAAGUAUGUCACCUUCAACUCAAAGACGGUGUACGCUUUACCGACCAUCGCCUUCGCUUUUGUCUGCCACCCGUCCGUCCUGCCAAUCUACAGCGAGCUCAAAGACCGAUCACAGAAAAAAAUGCAGAUGGUUUCCAACAUCUCCUUCUUUGCUAUGUUUGUCAUGUACUUCCUGACGGCCAUCUUUGGGUACUUGACGUUUUAUGAAAAGGUGCAGUCAGACCUCCUUCACAAGUACCAGAGCACAGGUGACAUUCUCAUCCUGACCGUGCGGCUGGCUGUCAUCGUGGCCGUUAUCCUCACAGUGCCUGUGCUGUUUUUCACAGUUCGAUCAUCGUUAUUUGAGCUGGCCAAGAAGACAAAGUUCCAUCUGUGCCGCCAUGUCUUGGUGACCAUCAUACUCCUGGUGAUUAUCAACUUGUUGGUGAUCUUCAUUCCCUCCAUGAAGGAUAUUUUUGGAGUCGUAGGAGUCACGUCUGCUAAUAUGCUCAUUUUCAUUCUUCCUUCGUCCCUUUAUUUGAAAAUCACAAACCAGGACGGAGAUAAAGGCACUCAGAGAAUUUGGGCGGCCCUUUUCUUGGGUCUGGGGGUGUUGUUCUCCUUGAUCAGCAUCCCUCUGGUCAUCUACGACUGGGCUUGCUCCACCGGCAACGACGAAGGUCACUGAAGCCAGCAGCCACACCCAGCAUCCACCCACACCCAUCCAGCCCCCAUCAGCAGCCCUCCGCCACUUCUUUUGCAAGUUUACAGAAACAGAAAUGCACAGGGUUCCUCUCGAGUUGCCACACAGAGACUCGCUGCUUCUAGAAGGACCCGCGUCCUCUCGGGACCUACGCUUUGGGACCGUGGAUUUCCGCUUCUCCAGAUUUCGUGCCGCCAUCUUGUCCAGCCCUUCCCACAGUUCUCCUCCCUUCUCCUCACUGUUGUGGCUUCUCUGUCUCUGUCCCUCUCCCUCUCCCUCUCCCUCUCCCUCUCCCUCUCCCCUUCUCUCCCUCUUUCUCUCAGAACUUUGGAAACACAAUCAGCAGUUGUCUUCACUUGUUAGAUAUCCAGCUCCUGAAAUCGUUUUCCUAACCUGACGCUCCGCUCACGCUGUCUGUAUCUUUUUAGAAGAAGAGAAAUUAAUCUUGAAUUGUAUAUAUUUAUUUUGCUUUACAGAAAAAAAAAUAAGGUUUCAGGAAAAAAAAAAGGUUUCAUAAAUAAUUUGCCUAUUUUGGUUAACAUAGCACACAGGGAUAAUCCUUUUGAAAGACAGGUUGCGUGCCAUGGCUGCAUCUGAGCAUGCCCAAUAUUUGAGGCAGCUCUGAUCACCCGACGUGGACUGUCCGAGGGCUGCUGGUACUCCAUCCUGCUCCCACAUGGAGCGAUUCCCUGGGAGGCUUGGGCACGGCGCCUCUGUAUAUAUAUUAAUUAUAUAUUAAAACACUCCGAAGAUCUCAGGAACGAAGCUUUGUUUUCCCCUUGGCAUCUGGCAUCACAGUUACUCUAGGCUGAGUCACCUGCCUGGGGUCCCUUGGUUCCCAUGAUGACAAAUGAGACUGCCCAAAUGCCUAAGGAUGUACUCCUUAGCCGGACCACCUUCAGCCCACACCCCUAUUGUUGAAGGGGGAAAUGAUUUGCUAGUUUAUAAGCCCGGCAGCAUCGAGUCAUGUCCACCAGCUUUCUGUAACAGAGAUGAACAUGGACCUAAGUAUGGUCUGGGAUAGGUCAGCCUGUUUUAUACUGGGUACUUUACUUUAAUGGAGUCUUUGAAAGACUUGUUUUAUAUCUAUAAAUCUAGGUUACUACAAAUAGGAGAUUUUUGUACCUUAAAUAAGCCUCAUUUCUAGUCUCCAUUAACUCUCCAUCCAGUCCUGAAAGUAAGUCUCUCCUGGGAGAGGCUUAGUGGAGGACGAUUGAAGUCGCUGUGUGUUCCCUUUUGUCCCAUUAUGCCUGUCCCAUGUGCCCCAGGCAAGAGGGCGAAGUUGCCCGACCUCUCCCCAGCCCCUCCUAAGGGGAGCAGAGGGGAAACUUCAAGGAGACUGAAAACUGUUUCAGAGAUGGCAGCUCAUCACGCCCUACUGAUGGGGAUACCUGUGGCUGCCCAUAGCUAAGCUACAGUCGGUGAGGCGCACACACACACGGUGGCCACUCUCUGCAAAUGGCCCGAAUUGCAGCCAGUUAUAUCCUGGUUGAAAGCCUCAGAUCCAAAUAUGUACUGAGCACAGAUUUCUCAUCUGGGGGUGAGUAGAAGCUGACAGAGGAGGCCCAAACAUUUAGCUAUAGACGCUAUUCCUCCUGUCUUGACAUCCCCAGAGGUUUUCAGGAAUCUCACAAGAGUCACGCAGAGAUGUCCCUUGCCACACUGAAGUCCCGCGGACAGGGUAGGCAUCAGAGCGCCUGCCACCAUGAUCCUGGGGAAGAAGGAAAAUCCAUUUCCUGCAUUGCUUCAUUUGUUCUCAUACUGCUCCAGAAUUCUGUCCUCCUCAUUCAGGCAGCUGACCACGAGUCCUAGACAGGAAAAGGUAAAACCCACAACUGCCUCUACCCUUUGCCCGAACGCCUUCCAUGUCACGGGAAAUGACAGACGAUUCGGCCAACCUUUGUAGCUCUGUUUGCACUGUUUAAAAAAAGAAAUACAUCAGUUCAGUUUGCAAGCUGCACCCCCCCCCACCCGCUGGUUUCCCCCUUAAUCUGUAACAGUUCAGUUUUACAUUUGCAAAGUGAAUCCAAAAACGCACUAACUCUGGGAUGUGUUGUGAUUUUUUUGUUUGUUUGUUUUUUUGGACCUCUGGAUUUUGUGUUGGUAAAACUAAUGUAUCAUUUACAGUAUAUUUAUUUGCAGGAAGCACAUUGUUGUUGAUCUCUGUGAUAUGUGGGUUGUUUGUUUUUUUUUUUAAACCUCUUGUAUGUGUACCUGAGUUUGUUUGAAUAUAAGGGAUCUUACUGUCAUUUGUUAGGUGCCACCGAGUAAUUCCAUAGUUUCUGUGGUAUUCACUGUAGAGUGGACUGUUCUUGCUCUCAUUCAGAAUAAUGAACUGGCAGCCAAAACAUUACCUGUAUCACAGAUGUUAAGUAGCAUUCAACCGCACAGUCAAAUGUAACAGAUCCUUUUCUGCUAAAUUAGUAGACUCAAGCAUAGUAGGCCUUCGCCAAGGGAAACCGAGUUUUCCUUCAGCACACGGGCUCUCCGCACUGUUGACCCAGGGCCAGUUUCAUACUUUGGGUUUAGAACUGUUCUCUGGUUCUUGUAACACAGAAUACUGUAGAUUCCUAGAUUAGUGUUGUUUGUUUAGAAGUAGAGUUUUCAGAGCGUGUGCGGGUAGGAAAGCCUACUCUUUUAGGCCUGGUCACAGGGAGAACAUAUUCCAAAGCUCUAACCUGGAAUGGAUUUUUCUUCAUUGGAUUAGAUGUGGCAGUUAGGCCCCCAGGCAGCUGGAAAAGAAUGUGGAGCUGUAAUGGAGUGACAGGACUUCGGAAGAGCCAAGUUCCCAGAUAGACUGGAGGUGGGGUGUGUUGGAAUCACUAGGCCCCCACUGCUUGUUGUGGAAUCUGGACUGUUCCUCUCUGCCACAGAUCACCUGCUGGACAGUGGGGUCAGGGCUCCACCACAAUGGCCUGUAGCAAGUCACCCCCCCCCAAGAUUAGAGGGGCUAAGUUCAAAACCGUGAGUGUAGGAUGGUGAUCAAAGAAGAGGGGUUCUUAGGGUUCCCCUCCUUGCCUGCAGUUUUAACUUCAUAGCUCUCCCAGGUACCAGCUUUGGGGCCAGCACACGGCACUCUCAUUGUCUCAAACUGCACCCUCAAGAUAGCAGCAUGAACCUCAUCUGCAGACUCACCAGCAAAUUGUCAGCCCCCCUGACUCAGUGGAUAAAGCGAGCUGUCCUCUGUAAGUCUCAGGUCUAGCCUCCAGGUGAGACGGUGAUAUCAAGCUUGGAGACCACUCUAAGCUCUCUCCACCAGCAAAAGGUGAUCGGUUCCCGGGGUGAGGAAUGAGAGCCAGGUAGGGUAGAAAAGGACCCCAGCCAGUGUCUGCAGGUUCAGGAAAGGGGGGGCACCGUGUGCAGCCCCUGCUAUCUGUGUUCUUUCCUGCUGCAAAUGCAGUGCAGGGGUAUGAGUGGAUCUUGGGGUGCUCGCACUUUAGGGAACCCAGCUUGAGGCACUAGUCUAUUUUCUUACAGCUGUGAAGAUUCCAAUUGAGGCUUUCAGAAAAUGUAGGUAAUUUUUUUAAAAAAUGCCUUUUGUAAAUGCAGCUCUAAGGGCACUGAAGAGUUUUCAGGGGACCGUGUCCAAGGUGGGCUAGAGUUCAGUCCCAGCGCUGCAAAAUGGAAAAUAUUGAUAUUCGGAGUGUUCUAGUCCCGGGUCUGCACUGCUGAGGGAGCUGCAAGGGGAACAGAGCCUGGACUGUCUCGGAGCAGGUUAGUUGGCCUAGGGCAGAGGGGGAGGUGUGGUCAUCUGUGUGGUUUAUACUUGAGAGCAGAGCCUCCGUUAGUCGGAUUAGAAUGGGCGAGGCUUUGAGAAUGGUACUGCCUGUUCAAGGGAGCAUCCAGGCACUCUUACUUUGCAAUGUUACAAUGUUUCUCUCUCAAGACUGCAGGUCUGAGACUCCUGAAACAGAAGUCCGCUAAAACGCAGUGAAUUGCUGGUUUAAAAGACGUAGGGCUUCAAGUGAGGAUGUGGUUAAUGACUGAAAGCAAUGCUAAGUCUGAAGGGGUGGGUCCCUGGGGAACAAUGCUGAUUUCCAUUGGAUGCAGGUGCCUUUGGGCUUUCCCGAGGAAGAAGCGCAAAGCACUGGGCCUACCUGUACACAGGCGUGAAGAAUCUAUGCAGCUGAGACUCACUUUAGGAAUCCUUCCUUUGUAUGUAAAUAUGUUGUAAAUACAUAGGAGGCUGUAUAUUUUUGCAGGUGUUGAUCCACACAGAAAUAGAGGUCACUAGUAUUCUGCAUAUAAGAAAUACAUGUUCUCAGAUAUGUUAGUGGUUUGUUUGGGAGGUAGAAUUUUACCUUCUUUCCCAUAGUUCUGUCAGUGUAAAUCUGGAGCCAAAAACCUUAAUUGUUUGGGGGGAAAAAAGAGAAAUGUCUGGGGAAAAUACUCUUGAUUUCUCGAUUUCUUAUGCUGGUAUUACUAUCUGUUGUCUAGAUGCUAAAGAUAAAGAUGAUUUAGGAGAAAAAAAUCAUUGUCAUAUAGAAACAGACAUGCCCAAAAUGAGAAUUUUUUCUCUGCAUUAUGUUUUUUCACAGUUGAUGCUAUUGCAUAGAAUUUGUGAAAACAGAAGUUAGGGAGGGGUUGGUUUCGGUUUUUUUUUUUCCAAAGUGGAAUUGCUGUUUCCCAAACUUUGGGAUCCUUGAGGGGAGAACUGAACAUUAAUAUGAGCACGGAUUUGAAGGAGAACGUCUGUUAUUUUUAAGCUUUUGAAGGUCUUGCAUGUCUGCCUUUUAGUGUUGAUGCCAACCUAGACUGUUUCGUCUGUUUCCCCCCUCCCCCACACACUUGAAUUGUACUCGUCGGUACGCAGUGCAGUCUCUAGAGACCAGUGUGUCUUAGAUCCCCAUCUGACUCAGUACAUGUAGCACACCACUAUUUUACUAAUGUAAAAACCUUGUAAGUGAUUUCGGGUGGGCAUCCAAAGUGAACCACAGGUAACAAAACCUGCCCGUUCACUGUCUGUCACAUAAAGUUGGGUAUUUUUUUUCCUUCGGGUGUGGUAUAAAUAAAAAAAAAAAAUGUAAGAAGUUAUGUUCUAUAAAUGCAGUGUUAACAUAGUUUUCAAACAUUAAAAUGUGAAUUAAAGUA
Messenger RNA from Mus pahari (shrew mouse), 7699 nucleotides. RefSeq names its product solute carrier family 38 member 1 (gene Slc38a1). Gene Ontology annotation, biological process: L-glutamine transport; amino acid transmembrane transport. Gene Ontology annotation, molecular function: L-glutamine transmembrane transporter activity. The transcript has 16 exons. The record is from RefSeq and is a predicted model, not a curated record. Lineage: Eukaryota; Metazoa; Chordata; Mammalia; Rodentia; Muridae. Bases 1136 to 2593 code for a protein of 485 amino acids.